GUUCGGGGCAGGGAAGGGGCGGACUGCGAGCGCGGGACCGAGGGGAGGCCGCGACCCUGCUGCCCACCGGCUGGAGGCACCAUGACGGCGAUGAAGACCCAGCACUCCUUGGCAGGCCAGGUUUAUGCGGUGCCCCUCAUCCAGCCAGACCUGCGUCGAGAGGAGGCAAUCCAGCAAGUGGCAGAUGCCCUGCAGUACUUACAGAACAUCUCCGGAGACAUCUUCAGCAGGAUCUCCCAGCGAGUAGAGCUGAGCCGACGCCAGCUGCAGGCCAUUGGGGAGAGGGUCUCCUUGGCCCAGGCUAAGAUAGAGAAGAUCAAGGGCAGUAAGAAGGCCAUCAAGGUCUUUUCCAGUGCCAAGUACCCAGCCCCGGAGCACCUGCAGGAGUAUAACUCCGUCUUUACUGGAGCCCUGGACCCUGGUCUGCAGAGAAGACCCCGGUACAGGAUCCAGAGCAAGCACCGCCCACUGGAUGAGCGGGCUCUGCAGGAGAAGCUGAAAUACUUUCCCGUGUGUGUGAGCACCAAGUCGGAGCCUGAGGAUGAGGCUGAGGAGGGACUUGGGGGUCUUCCCAGCAACAUUAGCUCCAUCAGCUCCCUGCUGCUCUUCAACACCACAGAAAACCUGUAUAAGAAGUAUGUUUUCCUGGACCCUCUGGCUGGUGCAGUAACGAAAACACACACCAUGCUGGGCACAGAGGAGGAGAAGUUGUUCGAUGCUCCUCUGUCCAUCAGCAAGAGAGAGCAGCUGGAGCAGCCAGCUCCAGAAAACUACUUCUAUGUGCCAGGCCUGGGCCAGGUUCCUGAGAUCGAUGUGCCAUCCUACCUACCCGACUUGCCUGGCGUCGCAGACGACCUGAUGUACAGUGCGGAUUUGGGUCCCGGUAUUGCCCCGUCCGCUCCUGGUGCUAUUCCAGAGCUGCCUGCCUUCCAUACGGAGGUGGCGGAACCUUUCCAGCCAGAACGGGAGGAUGGAGCGCUGUUGGCACCACCACCGCCUCCUCCUCCUCCUCCACCGCCACCUCCCCCAGCUCCCACAGCGGUGGUCAGUGCGCCCCAACCACCGAUGUCCCCUGAUGUGGUAACCGUGACUGGCAAGGUUGCCAGGGAAGAGGACUCUGGCAGCGGUGAGGCCCACUCAGCCUCUGUUCAGGGAGCCCCUAAGGAGGUGGUUGACCCCUCCAGCGGCCGGGCCACUCUGCUUGAGUCCAUCCGCCAAGCCGGGGGCAUUGGCAAGGCCAAGCUGCGCAGUGUCAAGGAACGCAAGCUUGAGAAGAAGAAACAGAAGGAGCAGGAGCAAGUGAGAGCUACCAGCCAAGGCGGGGACUUGAUGUCAGAUCUCUUCAACAAACUCGUCAUGAGGCGCAAAGGUAUCUCUGGAAAAGGACCUGGCACUGGCACCAGUGAGGGGCCUGGUGGAGCCUUCAGUCGAAUGUCAGACUCCAUUCCACCUCUGCCGCCCCCACAGCAGCCAGCAGGAGACGAGGACGAGGAUGACUGGGAGUCCUAAGAGUGCUUUGGCCCUUCUCCCCCACCAGCAGGAACAGCCUGCAGGGGCUCCUGGGCCAGUCGGUGCCUGUCAGGCUCUGUUACCAAGGAGCUGCAGGGGUUUGUGCAGGUGUCCCAAGCCUGUGCCUAAAUUCUCUUCAUGGAGUCGGGCUCUGUGAGCCGUCUGCUGCCUUCCCUGUUUCAUGCGACUGCUUCACUGGAUCCUUCCCCGAAGUGCUUCUUCCUUUGAAGGAUCCUGAGAGAAAACAGCAACAUGCUGGACUAAAGAAAGUAACUGUAGGCCUGAACCCCAGCCAACAGUGGCCUUUUAAUAAAUAAAGAGCAGCCAUGCGGGUUGUGGCUUCGGA
This is a messenger RNA of Rattus norvegicus (Norway rat), 1855 nucleotides long. It is a transcript of the gene Washc1, whose product is annotated as WASH complex subunit 1. Gene Ontology annotation, cellular component: early endosome membrane; early endosome; WASH complex. Gene Ontology annotation, molecular function: actin binding; alpha-tubulin binding. Lineage: Eukaryota; Metazoa; Chordata; Mammalia; Rodentia; Muridae. Gene Ontology annotation, biological process: Arp2/3 complex-mediated actin nucleation. The record is from RefSeq and is marked provisional.